UUUUCUCAGCUUGCUCUCCCUUCAGAUCUGAAUGUGAUAACAAACUGCAGACUGUGCAUUGGGUGUUUGUUUGCAUCUCUACAUCUUACAGCUUUUCUGAAGGAUACAAUUUUACAUUGCCCUGAAUUUGAGCAGUAAAGGAUAAAUUUGAUCACCACCUGACUCGUCUCUUCACUGUGAUGAAGAAAUGAUUGUCUAAAAUAAACUCUUUGUUAUGCUGCUAAAAUUGCCUUUAAAUCUAAAAUCUGUGCUGAUUUUAAAAAAUCAAAACCAAAAAUGUCAGAACCUGACCCUUCAUCUGGAUUUUUAGGAAACAUGGAAAAUGGGACUUUUCUGGAGCUGUAUCCCACAUCCCUUUCGACUUCAGUGGAUUCAUCUUCUGACCAUUUAUCCAAUGUCUACGUAUACGUUUCUAUAUUCCUCAGUCUCUUAGCUUUUCUCCUUUUGCUAUUGAUCAUUGCACUUCAGAGGCUUAAAAACAUAAUUUCUUCCAGUUCCUCUUACCCAGAAUAUAAUAGUGAUGCUGGAAGUUCUUUCACUAAUUUAGAAGUCUGCAGCAUUUCUUCCCAACGAUCCGCUUUCUCAAACCUUUCUUCAUGAAAAAUCCGUGAAAGAGAGGACACAGGGAAUGGAACCACUUUGUCCAGCUUCAUGGGGAGGUUCUGCAUGCAACACUUGCCUUAGAAGACUAUCACAAAGAGAUGACUUUUGAAGUUUCCUUAUCUCUUUCUUUCCCAUUUUAGCCUUCAUUUUCCCUUUUACUAAAGUUAAUGUUUCAUUCUGCGAAAAGGAAAAUGACACUCUGUUGUUUUGUGCCUGUAAUCGUGAUGUUGUCUUUUUCCUACACAUUUAUGUGCGUUCAUUAAGAGUAUUCCCGACGUAAUAUGGUUUUAGUCUGAUUAGUCUGAUGUACCAUUUUUCUGUUGUGGUUGUGACUCCUUUUCUGGUUGUGUUUUAGUAGUACUGUUGUCUUCUUUUUUUUUUCUUUUUUCUUUUUCAGUAGAUUAAGACUUGAUGAAACUCAUACUGAAAAGAAUCAGUUUAAAUUAUAAAUGGAGUGCCAGGACAAUUUAAAGUCAUUGGUGUUGGUUGUUUUUAAUUUUG
Molecule: messenger RNA, 1104 nt
Organism: Nothoprocta perdicaria
Lineage: Eukaryota; Metazoa; Chordata; Aves; Tinamiformes; Tinamidae
Gene: SERTM1
Product: serine rich and transmembrane domain containing 1
Exons: 2
Coding region: 277-600 (107 amino acids)
Cellular component (GO): intracellular membrane-bounded organelle
Source: RefSeq, a predicted model, not a curated record